Molecule: messenger RNA, 759 nt
Organism: Pseudogymnoascus destructans
Lineage: Eukaryota; Fungi; Ascomycota; Leotiomycetes; Thelebolales; Thelebolaceae
Exons: 1
Coding region: 1-759 (252 amino acids)
Cellular component (GO): mitochondrion
Molecular function (GO): (3R)-hydroxyacyl-[acyl-carrier-protein] dehydratase activity
Source: RefSeq, a predicted model, not a curated record
AUGGCGUCUUGGCUCAAAAGGCCAGAUGUGAUAAAAGCACACCAUCGCGCAACUCGACCCCUCGAUGCAAUCUCUGACUCCGCCAAGCACGCAAGGGACUCUGGUGUAUGCCAGCGUCUGAAAUCUAGGCCUUCAAACGCCAUCUACGACAAACUAAGGCAUGACAAGUCAAGCCCAUAUGGACUUCUCGAGAUAACCUUGGCCAAAUUCCUUCCCGAUUCUGUCAAUCGGACACUUCCGAAGGAAGCAUCAACACCUGCUUGGCAGCUACCUGCUGGAUAUCACCUCGUCUUCUUCCCUCCGCCAACGGCGAACCUCCUCGCCGAUGGCACCGACGACAUGCACUUCCCCGGCAAGCCGUGGGUACGGCGCAUGUGGGCUGGGGGUUCGAUAGAAUUCAGGACCGAUGAGAGGCGCAAAUACCUCACCUCCAAACACCACCAACACGAUGCGCUGCGCUGCCGCGAACAGAUAAAGGAUGCCGUGGUCAAAGGCAGUGUCGGGAAUGAGAAGGUCUGGGUUGAUAUUAUGAGGGCUAUAGGUCCUACAAGAGUCUAUCAGAAACACGCCUUGUCUGCGGCGGAGGCUGUAGACCAGGCGGCCAUUAUUGAGAGCAGGAAUUUGGUCUUCAUGCCCGCAAAGACGCCUGGGCAGGCAAUCGACGAUGUUUCUAAGCCGACUCGAAUCAUAAAACGUGAGCGCAAAGCCAUUCUCUACCCUAGAUGCUAUCUGGAUAUCACUACUGACCAUUCUACUUAG